Molecule: messenger RNA, 4056 nt
Organism: Vitis riparia (riverbank grape)
Lineage: Eukaryota; Viridiplantae; Streptophyta; Magnoliopsida; Vitales; Vitaceae
Product: protein transport protein Sec24-like At4g32640
Exons: 25
Coding region: 258-3632 (1124 amino acids)
Biological process (GO): intracellular protein transport; endoplasmic reticulum to Golgi vesicle-mediated transport; COPII-coated vesicle cargo loading
Cellular component (GO): COPII vesicle coat; endoplasmic reticulum exit site
Molecular function (GO): zinc ion binding; SNARE binding
Source: RefSeq, a predicted model, not a curated record
CUUCUUCUUUCUUCCCCGAUCUCAUUUCCGCACUCUUCCCCUCUCCUGCAAAACCCUAAUUUAUUCGGAGAUCUCCCUCCGCAAAACCCUUAUCGCGAUCGGCCCCGAUCCAAACCCUAAUUGUUGUUGGAUUGAUGUUCGAUUGACAGAUCCGAUCUGUCCGAUUCUAGAUUUGGAUCGCAUGUUGUUAGAGUCUUUUCGGCGAAUUUAGUGUGAUUUAUUGAAGAAGGAAUCUGUUGGUUCGAUUUGAUUUAACAAUGGCAGCUCCUGUCCCCCCAGGGGCACCUAGAGCCACGAAUACACCGCCACCACCACCUAAUUACAAUCCUAAUUAUCAAAGAACCCCUGAUUUGUUAGCUGAAAAUAUGCAAAACCUGCAAAUUAAUCGGCCACCUUCUGUGCCCAAUUCUACCCCUAGACCUCCUCCCUCUUAUAUUCAAUCCCCACCUUCCCAUUCAUCAGCCCCUUAUUCAGCUCCUCAGCACUCUGCUCCUUUUCCUAGAGGGGCGCCUGUUUCUAGGCCCGGGCCAUCUCCAGGGCCACAGUCAGGUGUUCUGGCAAGGCCAGGAAUGGCUCCAUCUGGACCUCCACAAUCCACAUUCCCUCCGAAUAUGGCUCCAGGAAGGCCCUCUGGUUAUCCUAUCAGUCAGGCUCUGCCCUUUGGGUCGAGACCGUCUACUGGGUCCUUUCCCUCUCCUAUGGGUGGUCAAGUUACCACCUCUUCUGGGGCACCUCCCAGCGCAUUCGCUUCCUCUUCUGCCGCACCUCCUAGUGCAUUCCCAGCUUCUGGUUUCUCAGCUGGCCCAGUUAUUCCCCCGGUGGCUGCCCGACCUGGUGUGUUUGCAUCUUCUCCUUUGUCCACAGGUCCGAUAAUUCCCCCUUCAAGUGCACCUGGUGGGCCCACUAGUAAUGGGCCACCUAUGUUUGCAUCAGCAGCAUUGCAAGGUGGACCUCGGUAUCCCUCGGCUGACAAUACAAUGCAAACACCAGUUGGCCCUCCCCCUACAAUGAUGUCAACUCAGGCACCUUCCCAGCCUCCAACCAUGCGAACUCUCCUUGGAAGUACAGCUCCCAAUGUUCCACCAGGUCCUCCAGUGCAAACGGCCCCAACAGCCAUGCCAUUUUCAGCUGCACCCCAAGGUGUGCCACCGCCUUCUGGUUCUCCAUAUGGCCUGCAGACAUGGCCAAUGCAACCUCGGCAGGUGGCUCCACCACCAACAAUUCCUGGUUCUGUGCAACCACCUAGAAUGUUUGGAAUGCCACCACCACCGCCAAAUCAAUCUAUGGCUGCUAUGCCACCUGCUAUGAGUCAAACUGGAGCACCGUUGGCAGGUCCAUCAAAGAUUGAUCCUAAUCAAAUUCCUCGGCCCAUUCCAAAUACCUCUGUGAUUCUGCAUGAAACUCGUCAGGGCAAUCAGGCUAACCCUCCUCCGCCCGCCACAAGUGAUUACAUUGUUAGGGAUACUGGGAAUUGCAGUCCACGAUACAUGAGGUGCACCAUCAAUCAGAUCCCAUGCACUGCUGAUCUUUUGACUACAUCAGGAAUGCAGUUAGCCUUGUUGGUCCAACCUUUGGCCCUUCCUCAUCCAUCCGAGGAGCCCAUCCAAGUUGUGGAUUUUGGAGAAAGUGGUCCUGUUCGAUGCUCCCGUUGCAAAGGUUACAUUAAUCCCUUCAUGAAGUUUAUUGAUCAGGGAAGGCGUUUCAUCUGUAACUUAUGUGGAUUUACUGAUGAAACACCUCGUGACUACCAUUGCAAUUUGGGGCCAGAUGGUAGGCGUAGAGAUGCUGAGGAAAGGCCUGAGCUAUGUAGAGGAACAGUGGAAUUUGUUGCUUCAAAGGAAUACAUGGUGCGUGAGCCAAUGCCUGCUGUGUUUUUCUUUCUGAUCGAUGUAUCAAUGAAUGCAAUACAGACUGGUGCAACUGCAGCAGCUUGCAGUGCAAUCACUCAAGUUAUCACUGAUCUUCCUGAAGGUCCUCGAACAAUGGUGGGAAUAGCAACAUUUGAUUCUACAAUUCAUUUUUAUAAUCUGAAACGUGCAUUACAGCAGCCUCUAAUGCUCAUUGUUCCUGAUGUACAAGAUGUUUACACUCCCCUCCAGACUGAUGUAAUUGUUCAGCUUUCUGAGUGUCGUCAACAUUUAGAGCUGUUACUGGAAAACAUACCAACCAUGUUUCAGAAUAAUAGAACUGCUGAAUCAGCCUUCGGUGCGGCAAUCCAGGCUGCUUUCUUAGCGAUGAAGAGUACUGGAGGAAAACUUCUGGUGUUUCAGUCAGUCUUGCCUUCAGUUGGCAUUGGAGCCCUUUCUGCCAGAGAGGCUGAAGGAAGAACUAAUAUCACUGCAGGGGAGAAGGAGGCCCAUAAAUUACUCCAACCAGCAGACAAAACUCUGAAAACAAUGGCAAUUGAAUUUGCUGAGUAUCAGGUCUGUGUUGAUGUAUUUAUUACUACCCAAACCUAUGUAGAUAUUGCAUCUAUCGCUGUCAUCCCAAGAACUACAGGAGGACAGGUGUAUUAUUAUUACCCCUUCUCAGCCCUUUCUGAUCCUGCUAAGCUUUACAAUGACCUUAGAUGGAACAUCACAAAGCCCCAAGGUUUUGAGGCAGUGAUGCGUGUCAGAUGCAGCCAGGGUCUUCAAGUUCAAGAGUACUCUGGAAACUUUUGCAGACGCAUUCCAACAGAUGUUGACUUACCUGGGAUUGACUGUGACAAAGCUAUCAUGGUAACAUUAAAACAUGACGAUAAGUUGCAGGAUGGCUCUGAAUGUGCUUUUCAGUGUGCCCUUCUUUACACCACUGUUUAUGGCCAAAGAAGAAUUCGAGUUACUACUCUCUCUCUACCAUGUACAAGUAUGCUAAGUAAUUUGUUCCGCUCAGCCGACUUGGAUACUCAAUUUGCAUGUUUUCUGAAGCAAGCGGCAAGUGAAAUUCCUUCAACACCACUCUCACAAGUUAGGGAGCAAGUGACGAACCUUUGCAUCAACAUUCUGCAUUCAUAUCGUAAAUUUUGUGCAACAGUAUCAUCAUCUGGACAACUAAUUCUUCCUGAGGCACUUAAACUUCUGCCUUUAUACACCCUUGCAUUGAUCAAAAGUAUUGGACUGCGAACUGAUGGGAGAAUAGAUGAUCGGUCAUUUUGGAUCAAUUAUGUUUCCCCACUUUCUACUCCUCUGGCAAUACCUCUGGUGUACCCAAGGAUGAUGGCUAUCCAUGACCUUAAUUCACAUGAAGGGGACAGGCCUCUUAUUCCUCCUACAAUUCCACUUUCCAGUGAGCAUGUUAGUGAUGAUGGAAUCUAUCUACUGGAGAAUGGUGAUGAUUGUUUGAUUUAUAUUGGGAAUUCGGUGAAUCCAGAUAUCAUGCAACAACUGUUUGGCAUUUCCUCGGUUGACGUAAUUCCUAGUCAGUUUGUGCUGCAGCAGUAUGACAAUCCCUUAUCAAAGAAACUAAAUGAACUGGUAAAUGAGAUAAGGCGCCAAAGAUGUUCAUACCUCCGCAUAAAAUUAUGCAGAAAAGGAGAUGCGUCAGGGAUGCUCUUCUUCUCAUUUAUGGUCGAAGACAAGACUGCAAUUGGACUCUCCUAUGUUGAAUUUCUAGUACAUAUCCAUCGGCAAAUCCAGAUCAAAAUGUCUUGAUCAAUUUAUGCGUCUUUGGCGGGUUUACAAGCUGUGAUGGCCCACACAUAUAGUUUGAAAUGAAAGAGAGAAAAAUGAGGCUGUGUUCUAGGAAAUGUGCUUGAAGAGUCGACACCUCAUCAUGCAUUGUUUUGUUGUGGAAGCAAAGCUGAGCUUGAGUUUUGAUGUAAUGGGUUGGAGUUAAAUAGGUGUAGCUGUAUUUACAGUUGUCAGUGGUGGUUAAUAAAUAAGUACAGGACAUACAUUUAUCCUUCUAGAUUCUGCUGGCUGUUUCUGGCCAUUUUUCCCAUUUUGUUUUCUUGCCAUUGCUUGUGUACUGUUAUUCUGUUGAAGACACACAGAAACCAUAAACAACAAAAAGAAAAAAAUUAUAGACCGAUUGGGUGUUAUUCAAAUAGAUGGCCUGUAAUUUUAUUUUAUUUUA